AUGGGCCCCUCUUCUGCUCCGUCAUGUACGGAUUACCACCUAGCCGAGAAGAUCGGGUCAAAGACGGAAGACCUCUUCAAGUCGCGAGCCGAUCGGCCCCAAUUAGAAGUCACAGCCUAUGACCGGAAGAGAGAUGAAACUCAGCGAUGGUCGCUACAAAUUAAGUGGGAGACUAGCAUCAAUGAGUUGUCGCAGCUGGGAGUUUUUACAGAAGACAAUGACGCCUGCACACAUAUCUAUACAAUUCGGCAUCUGCGAUCCUGGACGACUUUAAAUAUAUCCCGCGAACUGUUCGAGCAUCUACUGGCCACGCACAACGUUUUCCCUCAUUUUUGGAAGACUGUGUUGACGUUUGGAAGGAAGACAGAAGAAAACGAGUAUGCGUUUCCACCAUUUCGAGCCCGAAGCUCACACACUGCACAUGGGAAAAUUGACGAGUUGACAUAUGUGAUUCGACGCGUGGAGCGAAACAAUCGCCAUGUGGAACAGGGAGUGUCCCCAUGGUCGAUCCGUCAAACGGGGGUAUAUCAUCAAUUGAGAUAUGGAGACAAUGCAUCUCAGAGUACCUCAGUGUUCAUCCUGGUUGCACCGUCGCGUGCAGCUGAGGAGGAUAUUGCAUGUUGCCUUCAAGAGACCACGCAGGGGAACGAUAUCAUGAAACCAUCGUUUGCUGUGCAUGAACAACUUGUUGUGGACAGCUUGAGAGGGUGGAUGGAAUACAUGGCCUGGCUGGAGGAAGAAUCCAAGCAAAAAUCCAACCGCGUUCUUGUCUCGGACAUCGACAGCAAGAAAAUAUACUUCAACGCCGACGAUCGACAGCGACUCAAACAGCUCGAAGACUACAUCACCGAUUUGAUCGUGAUUCUUCAGACAAUGUACGACACUGUCCGCCGUAUUGGCAAGAUCUGCGAGCGAUGUUGCGAAAUCAGCUGCGGAGAUGUGUGCUCGUGCAGCUACAUGGUGGAAGAAUUUGGAGAACAUGCGGCGGAGGCUCAGUUAUAUCUGCAACGCGCAGAGGUCCUAAAGGCUCGAGUCCGAUCGACCGAGCAGCUGUUAUCCGAUCUUCUGGGAUAUGAAGAGACAAGGGCGUUGAAGCGACUGGCCGAGAUUUCCCACGAGGAAAGCCACAACAUCACCGAACUUACAAAACGGAGUGUCCAAGAUGCGGCGGCAGUGAAGAGGCUUACCAUUGUCGGCUUGGUGUAUCUGCCCACCACCAUCGUAGCUAGGCAACCCCGCAUAACAACUGAACCAAGGGUGGUGAAAGGUAUUGAUGAUGGGUUACGACCUCCUUGUGCUCCAGGACUAUGCCGGGAAAGCUCGACGGCCAGCUCUAGAUCAGUACAAACGGAACUAAGUGACCCAGAUCCAGCGUUGGCUCAACUGCAAACGGAUUUAAUGGCGAGACUCGAGAUGUGUCCUUUGGAUGGACUUCCAUGGUUCGUCCCAAAAUCGUCACUGGAUAUACUGGUGAAAGAGGAGACCGUACGGAAUAUUCUCGUGGGAGGUCGGCUCGUGCCACUAGAUCGAGUGGAGGAAACGGCGCAGGAAAUCCUCCAGCACGCACGAAAUCUCUUUGCGGUCUUGGUCGAUCAGGAUAAGAUCAGGUAUAUCAGCGGGUUUCUGGAAGAAGGGAUAGGAGACAAGGACCUUCCGUUCAUCCGACAGAUGAACAAGGGCGCGCAAAAGCUGAUGUUGGAAACGAGUCACCACCGGCACAUUAAAACCCUCGAGAACUGGGACCAGGGUUCGCUCAGGAUCCUUGAGACUGAGCAGUACAGAAUGCUCGCUCCAGUGCUUCACUUCAGAGGACAUCAUGAGUUCACCGAGUUCCAAACACUCCCAUAUGUCUCACUGGAUGCAGAGAACCAACGGGGGUGUACUGCAGAAGGCGGAUAUGCCGAAGUGUUCCAGGCACGCAUCCACCCCGAUCACCAUGAUUUCUGGGAACGUCCUACAGAUGAGGACAAAGGACCUUUGGUCGCCAUCAAACGCCUGUACUCCUCGCACAAGUCUUCUUUCAUCACCGAACGCAGAUUUCACGAGGCGCUGGGGGCUACUAAUUGUCACUCUCACCUUAUCAAUCUUCUGUGCACGUAUAGGAAGGGAGAGAAAUACCACCUGGUAUUCCCAUGGGCCGAUGGGACUCUUCGGGAAUAUUGGCGCAGGUCUCCAGCACCGUCAUUCAGUAGCCAAACGCUUCUUUGGUCUUUCAAGCAAAUGGUGGGCAUUGCCAGUGGUCUAUCCCUGAUUCAUGAAUUUAGCGUACCGGCGGAUUCGCCGGAUAGCACCCUGUUUGGGCGACAUGGAGACAUUAAAGCAGACAACAUUCUGUGGUUCUCAACGUUCCAGGGUUGCGACGAUCCAGACGGCAUCCUGCAGAUUGCAGAUAUGGGGCUGGCAAGCAUUCAUCGCCGGGGAUCUCGAUCAAACGUAAACCCGGCCACAGUCAUCGUUCCUUCCACGUAUUCCCCACCGGACGCUUUUCGAGGGAGGCGUAUCUCCCGGGCUUGGGAUGUAUGGAGCCUUGGAUGCAUGUAUCUCGAGUUCGUCACAUGGAUCUUGUGUGGAUAUGAGGCCAUCGAGGAGUUCUCCAGUCUUCGGGGAAGCGAAGACGAAGAUCCAGAGUUCGAGUUUAGUUCCGAUUGUUUUUAUACCGCGGAUUUUAAUGGAAUUCGGCUGUCGGUCUUCGAGUGGGUUGAUUUCCUGCGAAAUCACGACCAUAGCUCCGCGGCCAUCCAUCACCUCUUGGACUUGAUCAUGGAAGAGAUGAUCGUUCUGGAGCCCCAGCGGCGGAGUCGUUCACAGAGGAUCUUGCAGCGAUUGAGUGAGAUCUAUAACCAUGUACAAGACAACCCCGAGUACUUGCUGCAGCCUGUUUCAGAUGGUCAGCCUUUGCUGGAGUAG
Aspergillus tanneri is the source of this 2907-nucleotide messenger RNA. Its product is annotated as protein kinase domain-containing protein. Gene Ontology annotation, biological process: peptidyl-threonine phosphorylation; peptidyl-serine phosphorylation. The record is from RefSeq and is a predicted model, not a curated record. The coding region runs from base 1 to 2907 and encodes 968 amino acids. The transcript is spliced from 8 exons. Gene Ontology annotation, molecular function: ATP binding; protein serine/threonine kinase activity. NCBI's taxonomy places the organism in Eukaryota, Fungi, Ascomycota, Eurotiomycetes, Eurotiales, Aspergillaceae.